AUGGCUAGACCGGAUAGAAUCCCAAAGGUCAAAAAAACCAAAGAUCCAAAUGCUCCAAAACGUCCACUUUCGGCCUAUCUUCUCUGGUGAGCAUUUCCUAAACUUUAUCGAAACCAAAAAAUAAAAUCAAUAUUUUCAGGUUGAACGAGAAUCGCGCACGUUUAUCGAAACCAGGAAUGCCAGCUUCAGAAGUUGCGAAACUUGGUGGCGCGGAAUGGCGACUCCUUGAGGACAAAUCGAAGUGGCAAAACUUGGCAGUGGAACUCAAAGCGAAAUACGAAAAGGAUAUCCAAACAUACAAGGAAACCAAAACUGAAUAA
This is a messenger RNA of Caenorhabditis angaria, 320 nucleotides long. NCBI's taxonomy places the organism in Eukaryota, Metazoa, Nematoda, Chromadorea, Rhabditida, Rhabditidae. The record is from the annotation of a GenBank genome assembly.